Molecule: messenger RNA, 2209 nt
Organism: Musca vetustissima
Lineage: Eukaryota; Metazoa; Arthropoda; Insecta; Diptera; Muscidae
Gene: Mcm7
Product: DNA replication licensing factor Mcm7
Exons: 5
Coding region: 1-2163 (720 amino acids)
Biological process (GO): double-strand break repair via break-induced replication; DNA replication; DNA replication initiation
Cellular component (GO): MCM complex; nucleus
Molecular function (GO): ATP hydrolysis activity; ATP binding; single-stranded DNA binding
Source: RefSeq, a predicted model, not a curated record
AUGGCCAGACGUGACUAUGCCCAAGACAAAGAGGCCAUCAAGGCUUUCCUCGGUGAAUUUUGCAAACAGGAUGACGAGGGCAAAAAGGAUUUCGUGUAUGCCCAACAAUUGGUGAAAAUAGCACAUCGCGAACAAGUUUUGUUGACCAUAGACUUGGAUCAUCUGGCGGAAUUUAAUGAAGGUUUGGCUGAGGCUGUUGUAAGCAAUAGCAGACGCUAUGCUAACCUUUUCAGUGAUGUUGUUGCGGAAAUGUUGCCCAACUUUAAGGAGCGUGAAAUACAUGCAAAAGAUGCUUUGGAUGUAUACAUAGAACAUCGUUUGUUAAUGGAAUCGCGUACACGCAAUCAAAUGGAACAACAUGAUCAACGGAAUCAUUUCCCGCCAGAGUUAAUGAAGAGAUUUGAAGUUGGUUUCAAGCCUCAAUCCAAUGUAAAGGCCCAUUCGAUUCGUGAAAUUAAAGCUGAACAUAUUGGUAAAUUGGUUACAGUGCGUGGUAUAGUUACGCGUUGUACAGAAGUUAAACCGAUGAUGGUUGUUGCCACAUAUACUUGCGAUCGCUGUGGUUCGGAAACAUAUCAACCCGUCAAUUCAUUGUCGUUUACGCCUAUAAGCGAUUGUCCUUCGGAUGAUUGUCGUGUAAACAAAGCCGGUGGUCGGCUUUAUUUACAAACGCGUGGUUCGAAAUUUGUAAAAUUCCAGGAAAUUAAGAUCCAGGAACACAGCGAUCAAGUUCCCGUCGGUCAUAUUCCACGAACAAUGACUAUUAUGUGCCGCGGAGAGGUUACUCGUAUGGCACAGCCAGGUGAUCACGUUUUAAUAUCUGGUACUUUCUUGCCGUUAAUGCGUACCGGUUUCCAGCAAGUUAUACAGGGACUUUUAUCGGAGACCUUUUUGCAGGCUUAUCGCAUCGUUUGCAUCAACAAAAACGACGAAAUAUCUGACAAAGAUUCCGAAUUGACUCCUGAAGAGUUGAACGAAUUGGCCCAGGAUGAUUUCUAUGAGCGGCUGGCUACAAGUUUGGCGCCAGAAAUCUAUGGUCAUUUGGACGUCAAGAAAGCCUUAUUGCUUCUUUUGGUUGGCGGUGUCGACAAACGACCAGACGGAAUGAAAAUCAGAGGCAACAUUAAUAUUUGCCUAAUGGGUGAUCCUGGUGUAGCCAAGUCACAGUUGUUGGGCUACAUAAGUCGUUUAGCUAUUCGAUCCCAAUACACCACUGGCAGAGGUUCAUCUGGUGUUGGUUUGACUGCAGCUGUUAUGAAAGAUCCCUUAACCGGUGAAAUGACUUUGGAAGGUGGUGCACUGGUCUUGGCUGAUCAAGGUGUUUGUUGCAUUGAUGAAUUUGAUAAAAUGGCUGAAGCUGAUCGUACUGCAAUUCACGAAGUCAUGGAACAACAGACCAUAUCAAUUGCUAAAGCUGGUAUUAUGACAACACUUAAUGCUAGAGUCUCAAUUUUAGCAGCAGCCAAUCCUGCAUUUGGUCGUUACAAUCCCCGUCGUACAGUUGAACAAAAUAUCCAACUGCCAGCAGCUUUACUGUCACGUUUUGAUCUAUUAUGGCUUAUACAGGAUAAACCAGAUCGUGAUAAUGAUUUACGUUUGGCUAAGCAUAUCACUUAUGUGCACAGUCAUUCGAAACAACCGCCCACUCGUGUAAAGGCAUUGGACAUGAAUCUUAUGCGUCGUUAUAUCAAUUUGUGCAAACGCAAAAACCCCACCAUUCCGGAUGAGUUGACAGAUUACAUUGUAGGAGCCUAUGUUGAGCUCAGACGCGAAGCUCGCACUCAGAAAGAUAUGACUUUCACAUCGGCUCGUAAUCUUUUGGGUAUAUUACGUUUAUCGACAGCAUUGGCACGUUUGCGUUUAUCCGAUAAGGUAGAAAAAGACGAUGUUGCUGAGGCAUUACGUUUGUUGGAAAUGUCGAAAGAUUCACUCAAUCAAAUACAUGAACACCAAAAGGGACACGUUCCCAACACCUCCGAUAAAAUCUUUGCUGUUGUUCGUGAGUUGGCUGGCAGUAACAAUACCGUUAAAAUUGCUGAUGUUAUGGAUCGUUGCACAACCAAAGGUUUUAAACCCGAUCAAGUGGACAAAUGCAUUGAAGAUUACGAAGAACUUAAUGUUUGGCAGGUCAAUAUGGCUCGUACGAAAAUCACGUUUAUGUAAAUGCCAAAUUGUCUAUUUGGAGUGUGGUUCUACUCACUCGAAUAUU